AUGACCCUUUUUGCCAACAACCAUACAAGUGAAAUUGAAUUUGCUGAUCGUGAAGGUGGAGAAGAGUUAGCACGUUUGCAUGCAGAUCUAGCUCUCCCUAUGGACAAAAACACUGCAAUGUUGCAGGUGCAUUCAGAUCAAAAGUGUAGCACUAACAAGAGGUACAUGACCCUUUUGGUGAUUAACUAUGUGUGUCUCUUUGUGGGCUCUCUUUCUUCUAGUUUGCUCUCUAAGUAUUAUUUCAUCCACAAAGGCUCAAGCAUUUGGGUUUCAACUUGGGUUCAAACCGCAGGCUUUCCUCUAUUGGUGAUUCCAAUUUGUGUCCCUUAUCUCCUUAAACUCACAAAGAGGGUGCCUUUCACUGAUUUCACCCCAAGAAUGUUAAUUGUCUCAAUUUCAAUUGGUGUUAUGUUAGGAUUCAACAACCUGUUCUUCUCAUGGGGGAAUUCAUAUCUUCCCAUUUCAACCUCGGCCCUUUUGCUAUCAUCCCAACUUGUUUUCAACCUUCUCUUCUCUGUUAUCAUUGUGAAGCAAAAACUAACCUUUUCAAACGUUAACUGUGUGAUCCUUCUCACCUUGAGCUCCAUCCUCCUAGGCUUGGACUCUAGCCACGAGAGACUAAAAGGGCUCACACAAAGGAACUACUUCAUCGGAUUCUUCUGCACCAUAGCAGCAGGGUUGCUGUUUGCAUUGUACAUGCCUCUGAUGGAGAAGAUCUACAAGAGGGUGCAUUGCUACGAAAUGGUGAUGGAAAUGCAGCUUGUGAUGGAGUUUGCAGCUACAACAUUGGCCACAAUUGGCAUGGCAUGGAAGGGUGGAUUUGCUAAGAUGAAGGCAGAAAGUGAAAUGGUUUUUGACAAGGGAUGCAUAAUUUAUUGGGUAACAGUGAUGGGAAAUGUGGUGACUUGGCAGCUAUGUUUCAUGGGAACUGCAGGAAUGGUGUUCUUGACAUCUUCCUUGACAGGGGGGAUUUGCAUGACAGCAUUGUUGUCCAUGAAUGUCUUAGGAGGGGUUGUGGUGUUCAAAGAUGCAUUUGGUGGUUUCAAAGCUGUGUCCACUACUCUCUGCAUUUGGGGGUUCCUCUCCUACGUUUAUGGCAUCUACAAAUUCAAUCAAAUGGGGGAACGCAACCCUCCAUCCAGGAACAAAAACAGCAGUGAGUCAUCCACAGAUAUGGUCAACAAUGUGACUUAA
This is a messenger RNA of Sphenostylis stenocarpa, 1194 nucleotides long. NCBI's taxonomy places the organism in Eukaryota, Viridiplantae, Streptophyta, Magnoliopsida, Fabales, Fabaceae. The record is from the annotation of a GenBank genome assembly.